UAGAGAUUUUUGUUUGAUGAGAAAGUUCCCCCGGAAAAAUAUCUAAUCAUAUCAUCUUAUAUCCAUCACCACAAUUUGAAGUAGAAAAGUAUCUCUCUGCAGGUAGAGAGAGAGAGAGAUAGAGAGAUGGAGAGUCAGUUGGUGAGAAGGAGGAUGAACACCAUUGCCGGUCACUUUGCUACCGCCGCCGCCGCUGACGACAUCGCUGCCGCCGCAUCUCACAUUUUCCCUCUGAACUGCAGUAGUAGUUUGAACUCUGUCAUCCGGAGGUGUGAUAAUAGAAUGCAUUUUGCAAGGCAAGGGUCUAGUUCCCAAGCUUGUUUCAUGAGACAGGCUUCAACUUCAACCGAGCAGGUUAGUUCUGCUCAGCCUUGUGUGUAUCUCAACAAGUCCUGUGGUUCUGCAAAUGAGGGCUCUUCCAAUGCCUUUGAAGCGCCUUUGUUUUCUAGACCUAUUGCUAGGAUGCAACAAAACUACCCCAAUGUUGGUUCUAUCCAACCUGUGGUGGAAAAGUGCAAAUCAGCCCCACCUGAGCCUCCGAAGUUUUCCAGACCAAACAGAAAAAUUAAUGAACAAUUGCAUUCCUGCUCCAGGAACAGAAUACACCCUUUUCAAUCUACUGGACUUGAGUGGUCCCCGAGAAUGGAUGUGGCAGAAUCUGGAUGCAAUUACAUUCUUACGGUAGAACUUCCAGGUGUCAAUAUCAAUGACAUCAGAGUGGAGAUCAAUGAUCAAAUCUUGACUGUGGUUGCCAAAAACUCAAACCAGUGCUGGGGAGUGGCAAGUUCAACUGAUACAUAUCACAAGAGGGAGAUUUCACAAGGGCCAUACAAGGUUGUUUGGACACUGCCGAGUAAUCUGAACAAGGACGGUGUCUCUGCUGAGUUUGUGGACGGACUUCUACGAAUUGCCAUUCCUAAACUUUAAAAAUGUAGUGGCGGACGCGUGCAUAUAUACAUGGAUGCAAAUGAAUGGAUCUAUUUGCGAACAAUGUUUAUAAUCAUGUACUAAUUUCUGUGUAUACGUUGGCCAUUAAACUACACUACUCGUACUAGACUUAACAAAAAGAUGUUCGCUAUGAGUUGUUCUUGAUAAUAUUUCACUACCAAUGUUGUUAGCAAGUUGAUUUUAGACACAAAAUAACAAGUACUUGCAAUUGCUGAGUUGAAUGUUUCAAAUUCACUA
Camellia sinensis is the source of this 1185-nucleotide messenger RNA. RefSeq lists its product as uncharacterized. Gene Ontology annotation, biological process: response to heat. The record is from RefSeq and is a predicted model, not a curated record. NCBI's taxonomy places the organism in Eukaryota, Viridiplantae, Streptophyta, Magnoliopsida, Ericales, Theaceae.